Messenger RNA from Amoebophrya sp. A25, 4333 nucleotides. NCBI's taxonomy places the organism in Eukaryota, Dinophyceae, Syndiniales, Amoebophryaceae. The record is from the annotation of a GenBank genome assembly.
AUGCGUAUCAAUAUCAAAUAAAAUCAAGACCAUCUACGACGCCCUUAUGGCAGUCUGCACUGAACUUUGUGCGAGAAUAAUGCAUUGUGUUGCAUUGUAUCAAAUAAGAUAGAUCUUAGGCAGACUGCCGAGUUGUAGACUCGCUUCAUCAGAAUACAAGACAAACUAACAAGUUUCAGCUCACUCAGAUCAACAAGAUGGUCGUCGUUGAAAGUGAGAAAACGGCUGCCCCAACCCUCUGCGAAAUGCAGGACGGCGAGGGCGUGAAGCGUCGCCGGGUGGAAGAGGAUAAGACGAGCAAUAUUAUGAAGGAACUGGUGGAACAAGAAUUGUCUUCAUUGUGCUUGUGUACAUAUGAAGCUGUGCUGUAUGGUAUAUUAUGAAGCUGUGCUGAUAUUGUUAGUCGUAAUUAUAGAUGCAGUAAUAUCAUGCAUGAUGUUGAUGAUAGUAGAUAUCAUGCAUAGUAGAUAUUACUAUGCAUGAUAGCUCUAGGACGAUCAUCUUCCUCCUGUCGCUGUCUUUGUCGUGUUGACUAUUUUGCGCUGUAGUUGAAGUAAAUAGAAACUACUUAGAUAAAAUUUAAAUUAUUGAAUCUUCUAUUGUACUCCUGGAGUCAGUGGGUUCACUCUCUCACUCGCUCACUCAGUUCUUCUACUGCGGUCUUCAGGAUGGUCACCUUCUUACUCUUCUACACUCUUGUUCUAAUACAACAAUGUGAAAGAUGGACCAUUGACUUUGAUGAAACUUUAAUGACCUUGCGUUCUUCGUUACAUAUUUAAAAAGCAUCACUUGAAGUGCAAACAAAAGAAGGCAGAAGUGAUGAAAUGAAAGAAAGCAGUAAAGAAAAGACAAGCACUAAGAAUAUGCAACCCCAUCUUCUACACUCUUAUUCUAAUACAACCACCAAGUUGAGUGAGGUUUUUCAAGGAUAUGCAGUGGACAACCUGUACCAUUUUGGUCUGGACAGCACCGACCCAAUGUUAAAGGAGAAAUUUGGUAAGAUCGAGCUCGUCUGUAUGAUGUUAUGGCGAUGGGCUUUGUAGGUUAACAGUUUCUACUAGGUUCUUUACUAAUAACUAGGCGUAGUCAUCUGUCAUGCUCAUGCAUAGACUCGAAGUGGGUUUUUGGUAUACUUACUAAGUCGCUUGCAUGAAUGGUUUUUGUAGGUUUACUACUCGAAGUGCUAUAUACGACGCAGUCUGUGUUUAUGUAGAGAUGUCUAGAAGUUGUUGGCCUAGGUGGUCUGUAUGAUGCCAAUUAGGCUAGGACACAAGGUUUUUGAUUUUACAAGAGUCUCAAUGACCCUAAACAUGAUAAGCUCUAAACUCUACGAAUUAUACUGAUCUGUAUCAUUUGCGAUGUUAUCGUUUUUACUGUCUCUACGAUGUUAUCGCUAGUACGAAGCAUUUGGUUAUGACUCGACGUCGCUAAUUUUCGGCUCCGAGGGCCGUGCUGAGGCUUUGGCGCAGAUGCUGGCUGAAGGAGGUGCGGCUGAAAAGGGGGCAAAAGUCGAAAAUCUUUCCAAAUCGGAUCGCUGCGCUCUAUUUUUAUGAGAAGUGGACUACAAAAAUAAGUAAGUUGUUCACUCCUUGAUGAUCAGGAUAACCCGACCAUUGUGGUCAAGUUAUGAAGUAUACUAAGAAAGUGAAAGCAGAGGACCGCCACCACUCGGGAGUGAUCGAGAUGAGUGAGGAGAGAUAUAGAUGAAGAGCAGGUUUCUGAUUCUGAAAUCUUCUAAGAAACGCAGUAGGAAAAAUUGCAGUGGCCACCCAUGGCAUGGGGAAUCCAUCGCUGCUUAUUUUCUUGCACGAAAUCACCAAGCUUUUCCACCAUGCUGGAGCCGAUUUCAAGAAAUUGCGGUAAAAUUGGGUUGGAGGUUUUCGUUUUUUAUAGAACAAUAGCUAGGAUUAGUUGUUAGAAGAAGAUGAUGUCCAUCUUCGUGUUCGUCAUCUGGUCACUUCUUCGUGUUGGACGUACUUAGCUACUCUUCUUUCUCCCCAUGAUCCCCAAAUACACCCAGUUUCCUCACUGUAUUACCAUUUCUAGGAGUCCAUCUUCUCCCAUACGAGUCUGUUCCCUCCUUUGUGGGGGAAUGAAUGAAUUCUACCCAUGUUGUUCCUGCAACCCAAGACCCACUAUAUCCAGUUUCCUUCGUGUUGGCACAGCUGGUGGAAUAGGGGUUCCUGCAGGAACCGUUUGCGUUGCUGAUAGUGCUAUGGACGCUGGCUGUUCUUGGGGAAUGGAGUACGCAAUUCUUGGCGAAAAAAGACGCUUUUAUGUUGAACAAGAGUCAUCUACUGUACAGAGAAGGAGUAGUGCUGUGCUUCUGAUGAUGAUAUGCAAGAGCAAGAUCAUCUGAUGAUGAUGAAUAUUGUUCAAGCUAUAGUAGACUAGUGUUCUUCUGAUGAUGAUGAAUAUUGUUCAAGCUAUACUAGUGUUCUAAGGUAGUAGCUCUCUUAGAUCGCACUUACUCGGGUAUUUCUUCAGUUUAUCGAAUCCUAGUAUUUCUAAGUAUAAGUUACCACGUUUACUAGUAGUUCUAGCGUAAACGCACUCACUCAGUUAUAGAAGUGGUGAACAGAGGACUAAUGCGUCAACAAAAAUUGCGCAGCAUCACAAAGGCAAACCCUAUCAUGAAUAUUUGAAAAUCUGGUGCAUUCCACCAACAUCUUUUCAUCUACAAUGCAUGUUGGCCCUUCCUGUUCCUCCAUCUAUAUCUUGAUCUCCUACCACCUUUUCAUCUCGUCCUCUUCCUUCUACUUUCUCUAAGCCUCUCCAGCAGUGAGCGACGAAGGGAUGCGAGAGGAGCUGGGUGAGUGCCCCGUGGCUCCUAGCAAGAUUGGUCACGUGAUGACCACUGACGAUUAUUACGAUUAAGGCCUCACAGUGAGACUGGAGCCCACUUUGUGGAGUCAACUUUGUCGGGUUGCGCGUUAGGUUUUGUUCUACAAGGGUCGACUGUGCGGCUCUUCCGAUAGUUGUACUAGACUUUUCGGCCGAAUGUGCGGCCCUAUGCUCCACCAGUAUGUAAAUUGUUUAAUUAAUUAGGUAAAAGACAUGUUUAAGUGAUUAAAAGGGCGGCGGCAUAUAGUCCUAACUCAAAAAAAAAAGUCAACGCAGAUAUUUGGGCGAGCACUGAAUGAAUGGAGUGAGAUUAUGAUUGGUGAGAUGGGUCGCGUGACGAGCAACCCAUCCCGGGCAGCAUCGUGGUCGUCCCGUUCUUUCUAAAGGGAAGUAAAUGGCCACCAGGAAGGAUGCUUCACAUCAAGACGGGCAGUUUCUCGUAGCUCUAAUGUGAAGGUCAAGGUCGCGUGGAUGGUGCAUUGGCUACGGCCUAUGGGGAACCGGAGCAGCAGAAGUUCUUACAAAAUUAGGAAGUAGAACAACAACAACAGGAAUAGGAACAGGAAUCUGUAGGUACAACACUACUUUCUUUGCAGUUUGCACGGCUGCUAAGGGUGCCGUAAAUCUUCUAACCCCAAUUGGAGCAACAGGGUGUCGUCGCAAUGGAGAUGGAGGCCAACGGCUUUUUGAGCUUCUUUCAGCGUAUGCAACUGCCAGCCGCAGUCAUUGCAGUGGCGCUUUUGUUAUGACGAGCUUUGGUUUUGUAUCUUGUAAGUCUACAGCUACGUAUGAUCGGGACACAUCAAGGUGGUCGCUUAAUACUUCUAUUAUUUUCAUUGUGCAUUUGUCGUCCUCUAUUAUUUUCAUUGUGCAUUUGUCUACGUGAAGACCCUGUGACUCAACAUUGUCGUACAUUUAUUGUUUGCUGCAUGAUCAAGAUGCCCCCGUGGUGCACACUCUUACACUUUCGCAGAAGGAACAGCUAUUUAGCAGAACAAAGCUAGCAGCAGUAGCACCACUUCAAACAGGUUCAUGAAGUAGAGUCAAAAGGUUACAAAGUUCAACUUAUACCUACCCGCUAAUGGGUACUAAUCGGUUGACUUACUAAGUGUAACUUACGCUUACCCCGCUUCAACGUAUUAAGUUCUUGAGAUUAGGCUAAAAACGCUAGAAACUACCUCCUAAAAGCUCAAGAAGAAUCAAAAGCUACUUCUUGCUAGGCAAUAAAAACCUACCGCUAAAAAUCUGAACGCCAAAUCCUAACCGCUGAAAAUUGAUCUACAACUAAGUUCUUGAAAAUUGAUCUACUAAGGCUCAGAAGAACGCUAGUCUUAGUCUUAGAUCUGAAAUUAGUCUAAAAACGCUAAUCUCAGAUCGGUUGAAGGGUGACCAACAUGCGGAAAGCCGCGACAAGAUCCAUGAGUACAGUCUCCGUCCGCUGACUGUAGCCGUGUGGUACGCGAGGGAGAAAAUGGGUCUAUUUUCGUAA